AAACCACUUACUCUAGAGUAAGUGGUUUGUGAUGGAAUACUGUACUCUAGUCUUUGCCAAUGACGCUUUUUUGUUCUACUAUUUUAUUGAUAAAUAGUUCAGUGUAUGGAAGUCGUGAUCAAGUUAUACCAUACAAUUUGUAGUCAAUUUUUGUUGACUUCGGAAUGUAAAAUUGAAGGAUAAUUUAAACUUAUCCUGUGCAAGAAAACCUGACCUAUACUCCCUAUGUGGAAAUUUUAAAAAUAUGUUGAAUGAAUCUCUGAAAUCGAUUUGGACAAUAAUUCCUUGACCUCCUUGUGAUAUGAAUUCAAACACUUCAAAUAUUAUAUAUCACGAGAAACAAAUAAGAGAAUUAUGCGCUCUCCAUGCCCUCAACAAUUUGUUUCAAUCAAGGGAUGCAUUCACAAAAUCAGAGUUGGACUUAAUUUGCUACUCUCUUUCACCUGAUCACUGGAUAAACCCUCAUAAGUCAAUUCUAGGACUUGGAAAUUAUGAUAUUAAUGUAAUUAUGAAAGCACUGCAGUCAAGAGGUUGUGAGGCAAUAUGGUUUGAUAAACGAAAAGAUCCUAGUUGUUUGAACUUAAAUAAAAUUUGUGGUUUCAUAUUGAAUGUACCAAGUGAUUAUAAAAUAAGUUUCAUAACAUUACCACUUCGUAGAAAGCAUUGGGUGACAAUCAGAGAUAUCGCUGGAUUAUUUUAUAACUUGGAUUCUAAACUAGAUAAUCCGCUACUUAUUGGACGUUUUCAGGAUAAUGACCUGUUGAAUUACCUGAGAGACGAAUUGGACUGUAUUGAGAAACAGCUGUUUUUGGUUGUCACUGAGGAAGCAGCAAAAGACCAUACUUGGUUAUGUGAUGGAAAUAAUUACAUGAAUACAACAGGUAUCAUAAACAGCAGAGAUUCAGAUAUUGUUCCAUUGAGUGAUAUAAAUAAUGAUCAAUUCAUAAAUUUCCCAGUUGAGAAUUCAUAUCAGUAUCAAAGCUAACUUUUACAUGAAUCAUCUAUAUAUUCGUGAAUAAAAUCUAAAUUAAUGUCUA
Leptinotarsa decemlineata (Colorado potato beetle) is the source of this 1037-nucleotide messenger RNA. RefSeq names its product josephin-2. Gene Ontology annotation, molecular function: cysteine-type deubiquitinase activity. The record is from RefSeq and is a predicted model, not a curated record. Gene Ontology annotation, biological process: protein deubiquitination. NCBI's taxonomy places the organism in Eukaryota, Metazoa, Arthropoda, Insecta, Coleoptera, Chrysomelidae.